Neomonachus schauinslandi (Hawaiian monk seal) is the source of this 1287-nucleotide messenger RNA. It is a transcript of the gene ATG101, whose product is annotated as autophagy related 101. Bases 345 to 1001 code for a protein of 218 amino acids. Lineage: Eukaryota; Metazoa; Chordata; Mammalia; Carnivora; Phocidae. Gene Ontology annotation, biological process: autophagy; autophagosome assembly. The record is from RefSeq and is a predicted model, not a curated record. Gene Ontology annotation, cellular component: phagophore assembly site. The transcript is spliced from 4 exons.
UGCAAGCGCGGGCACUCCCCGGGCCGGCGGGAGGGACGGCGCGCCUCGAACUCCCGAGCGCGGCCAGGCUGGGCGCGGGGAGGCUCCCCCACCCGCACCUCCCGGGACCUCAGGAGGCUGCUCCUCCCCUGCACCCUGGACUUCGGCGGGCUCUCGCGCUCAGUCGCCGGCGUGGACGUCGAGGCGCACCUGCGGAGGGGGCACCUGCGCGUGAGGAGGAGCAAGGGCAUGGUCCGAGCCUGAGGGACCCGCGCUCGAGCCUGUACGCGGUGGCCCCUGGCUGGGGUGAAGCUCCCCCGUGUUUAUUCUUGCCCCGCCCUCGGGUGCGGGCUCCUGGCUGCAGGAUGAACUGUCGCUCGGAGGUGCUGGAGGUGUCGGUGGAGGGGCGGCAGGUGGAGGAGGCCAUGCUGGCCGUGCUGCACACGGUGCUCCUGCAUCGUAGCACGGGCAAGUUCCACUACAAGAAGGAGGGCACCUACUCCAUUGGCACCGUGGGCACCCAGGACGUGGACUGUGACUUCAUCGACUUCACCUAUGUGCGGGUCUCCUCUGAGGAGCUGGACCGGGCCCUGCGCAAAGUUGUGGGGGAAUUCAAGGAUGCGCUGCGCAACUCCGGGGGUGAUGGGCUGGGGCAGAUGUCCCUGGAGUUCUACCAGAAGAAGAAGUCUCGCUGGCCUUUCUCGGACGAGUGCAUACCCUGGGAAGUGUGGACGGUGAAGGUGCACGUGGUUGCCCUGGCCACAGAGCAGGAGCGGCAGAUCUGCCGGGAGAAGGUGGGCGAGAAGCUCUGCGAGAAGGUCAUCAACAUUGUGGAGGUGAUGAACCGGCACGAGUACCUGCCCAAGAUGCCCACGCAGUCGGAGGUGGACAACGUGUUUGACACAGGCUUACGGGAUGUGCAGCCCUACCUCUACAAGAUUUCCUUCCAGAUCACUGAUGCCCUGGGCACCUCGGUCACCACCACCAUGCGCAGGCUUAUCAAAGACACCCUUGCCCUCUAGGCCUUAACUGGGGCUGCGGGUUCUCCUGGAUGGCUUGUAGACCUUGGCUUCCGGGGAUCGUACUGUGGGGCCCUUGGGGCUCUGGAACGUGCUCCGGGUCCUUGAUGAGACUUGGAAUGGCCACCCCUGGCUUCCUUGUUUUGUGGCUGCCAGUCUUUGGUCAUCUCUUUAACCUUUGCUAAUGGUCAAGUCUGGCCUUCACUGUCUCUCUGCACCUGUGGGGGUCCCCCUUCCUCCACUGUAUGGAAGAGCCAUAGCUAGGAUGGUGAAUAAAGUUGAGAAUGUA